AUAUCAAAUAUGAAGACAUACGGAAUAGUGACUGCGAUUUUGCUGGGUAUUUUGUGUGUAAUUCAUUGUAAUGCAUUGAAUGAUACUGGAGAGAUUUUGGAUAUGAAGCCGUCUCCCACCGUUAAUGUGACAACAAGGUCACAAAAAAAUCAAAUAUUACUCAAAUUGAUCCGGAGCAUGCUUCCCGGAGAAUUUAAUUACACUAGACGUCGUGGAGCUUGGAAUGACAUGGAGAGAAGCAUAUCAAAUGGUCCCAGGCAAAAACACAUUCCGAGUAAGAAAGCAUACCAUGGAACGUCACGAACUGAAAGGGCGGCAGCUUAUAGUCAUACGAAAUAUGUAAAACGGAUCAUUGACGACCAAUCGACAACAUGCGCGCGGACUACUUGUUAUAAUGGUACACAGAUUAAACCUUGUGAGGUCAACUUCACGGCUGACAUUUGUGAACCUUGUCCACCAGGCACGUACAUGUAUGAUAUUACAAGGUCUAUGGAGACAGUGCUGAAGUGCAUACCAAAACAUCCAUGUCAUCACUGGCCAGGCACUGUUCAUGCGAACGAAUUUUAUGUUUGCGCUGGCGACUACAAGAUGUUCUGUCGAUGCAACACCGAGGACAACAUAUGUGGAUCGGACCCUUGUAAUUGCAAAAAAAUGAGGUGUCGUCUUGGAGAAACUCUUCUUCAAAACUGCACCUGUUUGGCAGAAAGUAGCCCAGUAACUACAGUUAAGACGACCAGGACUACAUCACUUGGUCACGAAACUGUCCCUGCUGUACCACCGAGCCCUGGACCUGGACUUCCCCCUACAACGAACGCUGAUACAGAUACACCACCGAUAGCAAUAACGUCCACAAUACAAACGUUGUUGACCGACCCUAGGAUGAAAAAUGCUGAUGGGGGCAUCAACUGGCGAUCCGUAGGAACGGCAGUUGGUAUAGUCAUCGGGAUCCUUAUCAUUGCCCUGAUAUGUGUAUUUGUUAUAUACCGAUGUCGUCGCCGAACGCAACCAUUUGAAAACCAGCCAUUUUCAUCACAAUUAGACACUGCUAUAGAUCAAAAUAAAUGAUCCAGAAACUGGGAAUAAUCGGAUUGUAUUCCUGACAAGAUCAACAUAUCAACACCACAGAGAUACAGCUUAUUACAACCAAAGUAUAUGGAAGCCUGAACAUUCCAGUUCCCACCCAUUGUAUAUGUAACAUACUCACAAACAAUGGACCACCGCGUAUGUAAAUGGGAUAUAUUACAGAAACAUAUUUAUUUAUUUUUAAUUAUUUUACAUAAAUUAUAUUUGAUAUUUUGAUAUUUAAUUUUUUUUCUAAAUAUCAAGAUAUUAGCCACACUAGUGAACUAAAUUUGGUAUUACUGAAAAUACUGUUAGAUAUUUUGUCAUUACAUUAUUAUAGCAAAAUAUACCGGGUCAGCUUUUACAUUUUCCCUAUUGUCGUUUGUAAGCAGCGUUUUGAUUGGUCAUAUCAGAAAAGUGGUAUUUUUCACUAGUGAACAGGUACCUGAUAAUAUCAUUGUCGAGAAAAUAUAUAUAUAGUUGAUGACUUUUAGUUUAUGUAUUCCUUAAUUAGCUGAAAAAUGUGGCACUUGUGUAUGUGCGUGCUUUCAUUUGAUUCGAGCUCAAUGAGCUUGUUUGUAAUAACAUAUUGGUAUUUUGUGGUGAAUUAUAAUUUAAACAUUUUUUUAGCUUCCUGUGAUCUAGUCCAUUCUGGUGUUGAGCGAGUUCGAUCAGCGACGAAAGUGUCUCUUGUAUGGACUUACAGUAGAAUAUCUGAAAUUAUUUUGGUUACAUACAAUACAGAUGUGAAGAUAAACAAGACUGAUGAAAAUCUUAGGCAUCAUCUGCGCCAUCUUCGCUAACCAAGGGUUACUCUACGCUAAGCUCCAUUAUAGGUAGAGUAACCCUUGGUUAGCGAAGAUGCAUCUGCGCAUGCGUAAUGAUUCGGAAGUGCGGUAGUGAUUGAAUGUUGAUUUAGGACAUAUAGAGUCGUAAUAUAUGGAGCACUGUAAUUUAUAGGGAAUGGUUAAUGAUCGAACGCUCCUAGUCUAGUCUACAGCACCAGGACGUUUCUAUGACUUAGAAUGAAAAAAUAAACCCGGGGUUCGACCCCAAUCGCAACAUCUCGGGGAAAUUUCCGGCAACACUCGGAAAUCUAUAUUUCCGAGUGUUGCCGGAAAUUUUCCCGAUAUGUUGCGAUUGGGUUCGACCCCUUCCUCACUGCAAAUAACAAGUGAUCUACUAAUCGGACACUUGAGUCAAUUAUUCAUUAUUGGUCACAGAAACGUGUCAAGCCCUUAUAGUCUACAGAUACCAAGGAAGUUCUUCCCAAAUGUUCCUAAAUUUCGGGAUCAAUCGAAUCCCGGAAUGUUGAAUAGCAAUAUUGCUUUCUUUGCUACACUGCAAUUAAAACAAAUCUGAUUAAAAUCAUGGCUUGACCUACGCUCCCGUUCCGUAAACUACACUCCGCUACGUAGCGGAGUGUCCUUAACGGAACGGGAACGAAGACCAAGGCAUGAUUGAUUAAAAAAAGUUUUGUUUAUUAACAAUGAAUAACUUAUAUGAUACUUUCAGAGUAUUGUUUGCAAUGAUAUACAUGUAUUGAAUUUCGCAUAUAUUGUGCAUGAAUUGUUUCUAAACUAUCAAUUUCAAUACACAGGUACAAUAUAUAUGCUGUGAAACUUUUUGUUACGUUUCACAACAACAUUUUUUAACUUCGGCUCCGUUCGGAAAUUCAGCGCCCCAUCAUCUGCUUCCGGCGGAAAAUAAUCAUUGCGUCGUCUGCUGCCAAAAAAUGAUAAUAAAAAAAUAAAAAAUAAGUGAUAUCAAAACUUGGCUGACGCUCUUACACUGCGGAUCAUCCGUUUACAUAUUAACAUGUGGAACCCACAUAUGUAGUCUAGGAAAGAUCAAAUCAGAUAUUUUGGUCCAUUAUAUAUGAUGACACAGAGUUGUUCCUGUAUUAUCGGAAAUAAUAAAAACCCAAAAGGUUGUAUAGCAAUAUUUGCAGAUAAACAUUUGGUUGGUAUGCUGCAAUGCUAUAAAAACAUGUAAUAUUUUAUACAAAAGAGAAUGGACUGUGAUAAUUUGAUUUAUUAACAACGAAUAUAACUGCACGUGAUACUUUGCAGAGCUUUGUUAGAAUCACUGGUACUUGUGGACAUGGUAUUAUGUUUUUAAUUAAAAUGUUACAUUACAGACGAGUGCCUGUUGUUGUAUUACAAUCGCAUGCUUAAUUUGUAAAAGAUAUAUCGUACCUUGCCCUUAUAUUUUCUUUUACAAAUUAAGCAUGUGAUUGUAAUACAAUAAUGUACUCGUCUAUAAUAUAACAUUUUAAUUAAAAACAUCAUAGACUAAUCAUGUCCACAAGUACCUGUGGAUAGAAUGUGCAUAAAUUGAGCAUGAUUCGUUCAACAUUUCUUGUUUGGCUUCCCCUCAAUUAGCCACAAGUACAUGGUUCAUAGAACGGGAUGCUUAUUCUCUGAUGUUAAGAUUGGACUAAAAAUAUGUCAUGUCGAUGUGCCGACGAUAUGGCAUUUCAUUGAGAAUCGCACUAUAAAGCGAUCCUUGGGCUCGCCCAAUAGACGAAGGCACCGUCCUCAUCUACCUGGGGGUUUUUGGGGUUUUUUUUGUAGGACGUUAAACAAUACUUGAUGAAAUUGGGACGAUAGAGGGGUGGGCUGGGGGAGGGGGCUAAAGGUGUCCGCCAUCUUGAAUCAGUUGCUAUGCAGCGGAUUCAAGAUGGCUCCACUCCCCCACCGUCUUCGUCAUUUCAUCAUCAAUCAUAUUCUGUAUGUGACAUAAUCAAUAUGGGUGUAACUAACAUAUUAUCUCCCAUACAUCGAUUUAAGCAUAUUUGUUGUUUUUUGUUGUUUUUUGGGGGGCAUUUUGAUUUUAACAUAAUUUCGAAUCUCUAUAUUCUAUUAUAAGCAUAACAUGUUAGCAAAAUUUCAAAAUAUUUUGGUAUGUGCAGUAAUUUCAAGCUUUUUGUUGCAAUUCUACAAAAUUUCUCAGCAUUUUUAUAACAUAUAUUCAAUAACUUCAAGCGUUUUAUCUUGUAUUUUUUAAAUUUUAAGUAUUUUUUUUAAACUAAACUAAUAAUAUAAGAUUUCAUCCACAUGACAACCUUUCCUCGUUCUUCUUACAAAUAUCAGUAAUGUCUUUAAUGACGGUGUAUACACUUAAGGCAUGACGAUGUACGGAAUCAAUCCUUCAUUAUCAUAUAAGUAAAACAUAUUGUAAUUAUCGUAGAUAUGUUAUUUACAAUGCUAAGGAAUAUUGUGGAAAUGAUAGCCCUAAUUUGUUAAACUAAUUAAAAUAGGGAUAAUCCGUUAAUUACACUCAUAUUUAUGACGUCACAAUCGUAAAACAAAUUGGUGACUACCCACGAACACUAGGGUUUAGGGGUUUGCUAAGGCGCCCAUGAUGAUUCCACUGCAAAGCAAGGAAUUCAAGAUGGCGGAUGUGUUUAUCACACUCCCCCACACCCUCCAUCGUCCUUGAUAUCGGAAGAAUGUAGUUAUCGUAGCUUAUUUAUUACUUUUUUAUGUAAGACAUAAAAUUGUGAAUAAACAAUUGAAACCCA
Molecule: messenger RNA, 4588 nt
Organism: Pecten maximus
Lineage: Eukaryota; Metazoa; Mollusca; Bivalvia; Pectinida; Pectinidae
Exons: 6
Coding region: 10-1065 (351 amino acids)
Source: RefSeq, a predicted model, not a curated record